Molecule: messenger RNA, 549 nt
Organism: Homarus americanus (American lobster)
Lineage: Eukaryota; Metazoa; Arthropoda; Malacostraca; Decapoda; Nephropidae
Product: D-threo-3-hydroxyaspartate dehydratase-like
Exons: 4
Coding region: 69-530 (153 amino acids)
Biological process (GO): D-serine catabolic process
Molecular function (GO): D-serine ammonia-lyase activity
Source: RefSeq, a predicted model, not a curated record
UGUGGACAAAUCAAUAUAGUUUUACCAUUUCAGCUGGAGUGUGGUGGGAGGAUGAAGCAGGGGUGGACAUGGCAUUACAACUCCACAACGCUCCUAAUAUCACCUUUGUUGGUGUCUAUGUCCACUGUGGCAAUACCUAUGGUGCCAGUGAGCCCAAAGAAGUCCUGCAGAUCCAAGAAGACACUUUAGAGCGUUUGCUGAAGUUUGUCGAUCGCCUGAAGCAGCGAGGUGUGACAUGUACCACAGUGGGUACUGGAUCCACACCCUCCUGUAGACAACCAAGUGAUAACAUGAAGAACCUAACAGAGAUACAUCCUGGCAAUUAUACCUUCCUUGAUGUGCAGCAGUGGAGUCUUGGGUCAUGCAGCCAGGAGGACAUCGCCUGCUGUGUUGCCACCCGUGUCAUUGGUCACUACCCACACAGGAAUCAGAUGCUGAUAGACUGUGGGUUCGUAGGUCUCACCAAGCAAGGCUAUGGUCAUAUGGACACAGGCUACGGUGUCUUCCGUGGCCACCCUAACCUUAAGUAAGUCACCCUGGCCUUCUUCU